AUGUCCAACCAAGACAUUCAUCCAAACAAAUACAGUGAACUAAGAAACACCCACAAAUACUAUAUCGAUAUAUACAACUCGUUGUAUCAGUUGAAAAGUGAAAAAGAAGAAGAAUUAAAGUCUAUUUUCAAAAUGAUCAAAACAGAAUUGAUUGAAUCCAAUAAACAUCCACCCAAAGAUAUUAUAAAAGACAUUUUAAAAAUCAUUCCCUAUAACAAUCGCUAUACAAAGUCAUAUUUAUUUCUUGCCAAACUCUUUUCUGAUGAAUAUCAUGUUGAAGAAGUCAAGGGAAUCUCUGAUAUUUCAAACAUCCUGUUUUAUAAAGAACAUGGAAUUAAAAUAGACAAAUCUUUUGAUUUCGAAAAAGAUGAUUUUGAAAAUCUUGAUAUUCACACAGAAAAUACAAUAUACAGAGCAAUUAUGAAUAAUGACUUAGAAAAAUUCAUCACAUUCACUGGAAUCGAUGGAUUUGAUAAAGAUCAAAAACUUAAAAGCGAUUUAUAUCCAGAUUCUUAUGAAGGAUAUUCAUUACUUGAAUUAUGUUGUUACCAUGGAGCAGUUGAUUGUUUCAAGUUCUUAAGAACGAAAUUCAACUCAGAAAUCACUCAAAGAUGUCUAGAAUUAUCAUUUUUAGGUGGAAACAAAGAGAUCAUGAGUGAAUGUUUCAAAUAUCAAAAACCAAAUGAAAAAUGUAUGGAAUAUGCAAUUAUUUCACACAACAUUGAUUUUGUCACAUUUUUGAUGAAUGAAUACAAUAUCGAUAUUGAUUUAGAAAUUUGUGGAUUUUACAAUAAUCUUGAAUCAUUUUUAGUUUAUUUCGAUCAAACUAAUGAUAUAAACAAAUGUUUUGUUUAUUCACCUAUUAUUGGUAUUACAUCCCUUACCGAAUACUUCAUUUCACAUGGUGCAAAUAUCAACGAAAAAAACAAUAAUGGAGAAACAGCACUUCAUAUUGCAGCUUUGUAUAAUAGUAAAGAAAUAGCCGAAGUUCUUAUUUCACAUGGUGCAAAUAUCAAUGAAAAAGAUAAAAAUGGAGAUACCGCUCUUUAUUAUGCAGCAUAUAAUAAUAGUAAAGAAACAGCCGAACUUCUUAUUUCACAUGGUGCGAAUGUCAAUGAAAAAGAUCAAAAUGGAGAAACCGCUCUUUAUUAUGCAGCAUAUAAUAAUAGUAAAGAAACAGCCGAACUUCUUAUUUCACAUGGCGCAAAUAUCAAUGAAAAGGAUCAAGAUGGAGAAACAGCACUUCAUAAAACAGCACGGAAUAAUAGUAAAGAAACAGCCGAACUUCUAAUUUCACAUGGUGCGAAUGUCAAUGAAAAGGAUCAAGAUGGAAGAACAGCACUUCAUAAAGCAGCACGGAAUAAUAAUAAAGAAAUUGCAGAAAUUCUCAUUUCACAUGGUGCGAAUAUCAAUGAAAAGGAUCAAGAUCGAGAAACAGCACUUCAUAAAACAGCACGGAAUAAUAGUAAAGAAACAGCCGAACUUCUAAUUUCACAUGGUGCGAAUAUCAAUGAAAAGGAUCAAGAUGGAAGAACAGCACUUCAUAAAGCAGCACGGAAUAAUAAUAAAGAAAUUGCAGAAAUUCUCAUUUCACAUGGUGCGAAUAUCAAUGAAAAGGAUCAAGAUCGAGAAACAGCACUUCAUAAAACAGCACGGAAUAAUAGUAAAGAAACAGCCGAACUUCUAAUUUCACAUGGUGUGAAUAUCAAUGAAAAAAAAUAA
Messenger RNA from Trichomonas vaginalis G3, 1722 nucleotides. RefSeq names its product ankyrin repeat and SOCS box-containing protein 4 family. Gene Ontology annotation, molecular function: protein binding. The transcript has a single exon. The coding region runs from base 1 to 1722 and encodes 573 amino acids. The record is from RefSeq and is a predicted model, not a curated record. NCBI's taxonomy places the organism in Eukaryota, Parabasalia, Trichomonadida, Trichomonadidae.